Lytechinus pictus (painted urchin) is the source of this 9850-nucleotide messenger RNA. RefSeq lists its product as uncharacterized. Lineage: Eukaryota; Metazoa; Echinodermata; Echinoidea; Temnopleuroida; Toxopneustidae. The coding region runs from base 4378 to 7416 and encodes 1012 amino acids. Gene Ontology annotation, molecular function: oxidoreductase activity, acting on paired donors, with incorporation or reduction of molecular oxygen; monooxygenase activity; heme binding. The transcript is spliced from 14 exons. The record is from RefSeq and is a predicted model, not a curated record.
UUACUGUCUAUGAAGGGGUAGCAAGUUGAUCUCCCAUGGGGUGCCCCUAUCUAUUGCUGCAUCAUUUGUAUCCAUUUCUCUUUGACCAUCCAUUUCUUGGGAAAAUACAUCAAUUGGAUGAUCCAUUUAUAUAUGCCUAUCCAUCCAUUCUUUCAGUCAUCCAUCCACCGGUCGUGCUGAUGGUUUGAUUAUAGCAUGGACCUAAUAGGUCCAUGAUUGUAUAAAGUAUAAAGCGCCCUACUAUAUCAUUAUAGGCUACCCCCACCCCCUCCCCAUACUACAUAAAAACUCGGCGACCCAUGUACACAUUUCAAAGCAGACGUAAUGUACAUGCACAAUUCCCUUGUACAUGUUGCACCUUGCUGCUUCUCCAGGUUUGCUUAGUCUUCUUUCACAUACGUUGUUGCACUUUGCCCCACGGCGUGCCUUGUAAAGUUCUGUUGUAAGACUCUACAUGCUGGUCGGCCCUGGAAAUCACAACUCUGAAGCACGUGCACCGCGCAAUACUCAACUUCUCAUUUUUCCAUAUCUCGAUGCAAGCUUUCUUGUGUGGAUGCAAAAAUAAGAGUUUUCCCAGAAAUCUUGUCCCUGACGUCAUGUCUGCCCCCCCUCAUUUUUUGACUCAUGACGCCUUUACUCUGCUUGUUCGACCUUGAGCCGUUGGUCCCCUGGUUGCUUGCUCACAGGCAUUCGUGCUUUCUUAGCAGUCAGGUAAAAACCUCGGCAAAGAAAUAACAGAAAUUAGCAACUUGAUGCGUACGUUGGUCACAUUCAUGCUAUCACGGUCUACACAAUGUAGACUACACGUACGUACUUCGCAUCAACAGGUUUCUCAGCUCACCUUUUGACCUCGCGAGUUCAAUCUAAACAAACGAAGAGUAGUCAAGUGUUGCAUUGGGAUUGUAUCUUCGUUAUGUUUUACUACAGGCCUAUAUUUAACCCCGCAUUGGGGUUGCAUCUUCGUUAUGUUUUACUAUAGGCCUAUAUUUAACCCCGCAUUGGGGUUGCAUAUUCGUUAUGUUUUACUAUAGGCAUAUAUGAUUGCAUCUUCGUUAUGUUUUACUAUAGGCCUAUAUUUAACCCCGUAUUAAACAAACCCUGUUUUAUAUCGUAGAACCUGCUCUGAAAGUAAUCGUUUUUCUCUUCGCCCUUUCCCUUCAUGCUUGGCUGUAGACAGAAUGGUGGUGGCCGUCUGUUUAGAGUUUUAAAUAUUUUUGGUCUAACUUUUUUUUCCAAUUUCUCCUCUGUACUUUGCGAGUGGAUCUAAAUAAUCUGAAACUGACUGAAACAUUCAGGAAAGAUAAAAAAACACCAAAAUAUCAAAUUAGGGUAUGUUGUAUCCAUAUCCCUUUAUGAUGGCUCUCCUGAUUCUCUUUCACCAAUCCACUUCUAUCUUUCUUCUCUCUCCUCCCUCCCCCUUUCCUUUGGGGAGGGCCAAGGAGUCAGUAUACAGAGUAUACAUACAGUGAGCUGCGCUAUAGCGCCUCGCUGUAGUUCCCGUAUAUGUAUCACGCCAAGCUAUACAUGAAGGGAAAGGUGCAUAAAAGAGCUACAAUCCACAUGAAUAAAGAUCAAACUCGGAACUCGGCCCUUGCCCAUCUCUGGGAUUCUCGUAUCUCUUUUAGUCUUGGAGUACUUUCAGAUUCAUGACAUAAGAGUCCGAAAGUAAGCCGUAUUGGGCAAUCCUUUGCUUCGUCAUUCACGUCAGCUAAUCAACGUGUCUGAAUCCUUUUUCACGCGUACGAUACAUUUAUGGAUAUAGCUCAAUAUAGUAUUCUUAUCCUGUGUGUGCUAUCGCAAAUAGUGGAUUAUAUCUGAAACUAAUGCAGAGCGCAAGCAUGUCGCUAGCCGCCUAGCAUCGGCUCAUUGAGCUUGCACGCACCGUUCGAUGUUUGCUUUCUACUCAGCUACACACACAGAGUACUGCACUUUGUUGAUACGGGGAUUUCUUGAUACUGCGCAUGCGCCAUGACGUAUUUCAUCAAUAUGCAUGAGUCGUAAUGAAUAUGCAUGAUUCGAACGGUGUUCUAAUAUCAAUUUAUUUUUUAACCCGAGAGGGCGUCAAUAAGAAAGUUCAAACUUUUAUCGUUUAACCGAGAUUUGUUAUAAUAUAUGUUUCACCCCUCAAUAUCAUGAGAAUAUAAAAGUUAUGCAAGUUUCUUUUCCGUGAUAAAAUAGAGCAAUAAUAUAGGUAUUUAAUGAAUGUAAUAAUUUCAAAAUUGAUUCAUUGCCCUUGUCUGAGAUCAACCAAUCAUACACUAUACCUUUAAUAUACACCAGCUCACAUUCAACCUGAUAAUGUACAUACAAAUAAAUACAUAUACAUUAUCAGGUUUGACGUGCAUAAUUAUGAUACAUAUCUUAUACUUAUACAAACUUGUUAUUUCCUUAUAUUGAUUUAUCUUCAGUUCAUAGUUCGUGAACACAAAAAGGCAUAAUAAAUUUUACCAUGGUUGGUUGCACACAAGAGAUUAAACUACAUUUAUUAAACUCCAACGUUAAGAGUUUUAUUCCCCCAGAUGGAGCAUAUAUAAAGUGACUGGAUGCAAGUAAGAAAUGUCUUUGUAUGUUUAGCAUAAUAUCAAAGCUGCAAUCCUAUUAAUAAGCAUACUUUUGUCAUGUUAAGUACUCAGGCAAAAUGUUAUAGCACUAGUAUAAAGUUGCAACAAUAUACUUGUUUAUUGUUAUCUCAUGUUUAUAAUCCCAUGUUCAAUCGACUUUAAAUCUACCCUUUUCUGACAUUAGUAUAUACUACCUAUAGGUAUAUGUGAGGUCGGUCUGAUAUGUUAUGAUUGUUGAAAAUUAUGGUAAUGAAUGAAUAAAAUUGAUUGAUAUAUAAAGCUAACAGUUAGAAACCGAUCCGAAUUAUAUGGCCUUGUUAUUGUUUGUUUGUUUGCUUGCAUUUAUUUCUGCGUUCAAAAACACAAUACAAAAAUAUUUACAAUUACAAUAUUCAAAAUAAUUCACAAUAUAAACAAUGUAGUCAUAUAACAUGAUAAAUACAAAUAAGGGUGUGAGUAUAAAUUAAUCUUUUAUAAAUGUAAACAUAUAUAUAUAAUGUAAUAAAUGAACGCAGGAGACCGCCAUCGUGAGCGGUUAGGCUUGAAUUGAUGGCGGCCUCAAUUAUUGUCUAGAUAUCAAAUCAAAUUUUCAAAGAAAGAAUCUUUCGAUUGAUGAGUGAAUGCUAGACAUCAUUAUGUCACUUUUUUAGUAUUUUUUAAGUUUGGGUAAAUGAUUAACUAUGUACGCAUUUGAAUAGUACACUGAUUUUUUGUUUACCAAAACUUAAACACACGACAAAAUUGAUGUUUUACAUUAAAUAUUUUAUAUGGAUUUCAUUUCAAUUCAAUUCAAAUUCUUCUUUAUUCACAUAAAAAUGCACAUUCAAAGAUAAAAAAACAAUAUUUUCCUGUUUAAAAAACAAGCAUAAAAUAUCCUGUAUACAACAGUAUACAAAGUAAUUUAUUUUAUACAUUCAUAUUUUAUUAUGAAGAUGCUCUCCCUUAAAUAACAGUAAACUCAAUGAUAAAUUUUCCGCGAAAUACCAGCAAACAAUAAUUGCAGAAAUGAACAUAUUUGAAAUUUCAUAAUUCAAAUUAGCAAUUAGAUCAUUCUUUCCAUACCACUCAUGGUUACUGUUUGUGAAAGUGCAAAAUUAAUUUUCUUAAUUUCAGUUAUUCCACAUUAAAAACAUCGAAAACACUAAAAUACAAUAUUGUUCAAUGUAUGAGAAUUAUUGAACAUAAAACUUAAAUCAAACAUGUACAUAAAAAAUAGGAAAAGAAUCUUGGAAAUAUCAGAGCUUUACAUUCGAUCUUGACUGUCUUUCAAAUCAAAAUAUUGUUUAGAUGGACUUUAGCUUCCUCAUUUGUCGUGGUUCUGACUAUUGUCGGACAUUAUUCCUUUUAUUCCGUCCAUAGGUCUAUGUUUUAUUUGAAGAGACUGCAUACUUGUACGAUUUAGCUAAAUUAUGCCGAGCAGCCGAGGUAUAACAAGCAAGGUAACAAUCCUACUUCUUGUAAAAGAAAUCAAUUCUUGAUGCCUAAAAAUCGAAUUAUUGAUCUCAGGAAUUCAUUCUUGUUAUAUAAAGAGAUAAAUUUGAAUGGCCCACAACAAAAACGCAUCGUCACAUGGACGUACGUUUGCAUAUGCAGGGUCAAUCAGGUGUGACCUCCCCCUUGAUAAAAGCAAAUACUGUUAUCUAACGUUUAUUGACUUGCUCAAUGAACUACUUCGAUCGGCACAGACACUCCAAAGGCUUCCUUAAAUGUUGUUUUCACGAUACAGCAAACUCAUUUUAUUUUAGUAUUUAUGUACGUACAGCGGAAUGUAUAACCCGCUUGAAAAAUAAAUUGGAGAGGUAAAACAGGCGAUAAAAUGGAAACUUUAGGAUUUAGUCCUGCAACUUUGGUACUCUUCACGGUAUUAGUAAGCAUUGUAAGCUAUAGAUGUCUAGUCUGCAUGGUCGCAGUAUGGAGAGAGGUCAAGAGAAUCAUGCACAUUCGGCGAACCCUUCCAGGCCCCAAACCUCACUGGUUGUUCGGCAAUGUCUUGCAGGAACCUGGACCGCUAACUCCUGGGUUUGAGUGGUAUCGUAACAUGGCAAAGACCUAUCCAAAACUCCACGUAUUCUGGGCUGCUUGGAAACCGGUUGUUACCCUAAAUCAUCCAGACUCCGUGAGAAAUGUCCUUAAUGGCAGCGUAGGAACUGUGAAAAGUUCACUUUAUGGUCUGUUUGAAGAGUGGCUAGGUCAAAAUAUGGUUGCCACAGAUGGAAAGGUGUGGAAGAGACACCGAAAACUAAUUACUAGCACUUUCCAUUUCAACGCUCUCAAGAACUACAUCCCCAAGAUAAACCAGGUAGCAGAGACCUUGGUUUCUGUGAUCACGCAGAGAUGUGAGGAAGGAAAGCCCCUAGAACUCUAUAAAUCAAUGGGUUCAUUUUCCAGUGACGUCAUCCUUCAGUGUGCAUUUUCCUACAAGUCUGAUUGUCAAAAGGUCGAGUCACAAUUCGUACAGCAUGCUCACAACUUGAUGGAUAUCGUUACGAAGAGAUCCUUUAGCCCGUUCUUACCGUUUAAAUUCAUCUUCCGGAGAUCUUCACUUUAUAAACCAUGGAGAAGGGGGAUUGAUGUUCUUCAUAAACUUAUAGAGAAGCUCAUUUCAGAACGAAGAGGGGAGCACAACACGAAGGGAUCUAACUUGGAAUACUUCAAAGGGAUGGACUUUCUUGACACUAUCAUGCUAGCCAAAGACUCUGACGGAGGACUAACGGAUGAAGAGAUCAGGGACGAGGCAAAUACCUUCUUGGUUGCCGGAAUUGAUACGACAUCCAGCGCCCUCACUUGGCUUAUAUACUUGUUGGCUACUCAUCCAGAAUACCAGACCAUGGUUCAGGAGGAAGUUGAUGAACUCUUCAAAGAUCGUAAGAAUCGAGAGACUUACAGCGAAGACCUCCAUGAUACUCCGUUUCUGAUAAAAUGCAUCAAAGAAAGUCAGCGUAUGUACUCGUUUGUAUCGCCUAGCCGCCUCUUAACCGAGCCGUUGGUUGUUGAUGGUCUAACUAUUCCGGCUGGGACCGAGAUUACCAUCUUCGUCUACCAACUCCAUCAUAACCCUGAUGUAUGGGGAGAUGAUCACAUGACAUUCAAACCAAGCCGCUUCGACCGUGAGAACAUAGAGAGUCGAGAUUCAUUCGCUUUCAUUCCUUUCUCCGCUGGUGCGCGUAACUGCAUCGGCCAACAGUUCGCGCUUCAGGAGAUGCAAAUAGCCGCGAUUCGAAUGUUCGACAAGUUUAGCUUUACGUUACUCCAAGAUUCCAUUCCAGUCUUUAAAGUAAUUAGCGCGCCACAAGAUGAAAUACUACUUGGUAUUCAUCCACGGAAUGAAAAAAAAAGAAUGGAUAUUGGCGGCAUUAGUCCAGUAGCCACAGUGCUUUUGUCCUGCUUGGUAAGCUUUUUAGGAUAUCGAUGUCUGAUCUGCGUUUUUGCAACCUGGAAAGAAGUCAAGAGAAUCCUUCAUAUUCGACGCACUCUUCCAGGCCCCAAACCUCACUGGUUGUUCGGCAAUGUCCUACAAAAACCUGGACCACUAACCCCUGGGUUAGAGUGGAAUCUUAACAUGGCCAAGGCCUAUCCAAGACUUCAUGUCUUCUGGGCUGGUUGGAAACCGGUUGUAGGGCUGAAUCAUCCAGACUCGAUUCGGAAAAUUCUCACCGACAGUGUCGGAACAGUGAAAAGUUCACUUUAUGGUUUGUUUGAAGAAUGGCUCGGUCGAAGUAUGGCUCUAACAGAUGGCGACCUGUGGAAAAGACAUAGGAAACUCAUUACAGGCACUUUCCACUUCAACGUUCUCAAGAAUAACAUUCCCAAGAUAAACCAGGUAGCAGAGACCUUGGUUUCCGUGAUCACGCAGAGAUGUGAAGAAGGAAAGCCCCUAGAACUCUACAAAUCAAUGGGUUCAUUUUCCAGUGACGUCAUCCUUCAGUGUGCAUUUUCCUACAAGUCUAAUUGUCAAAAGGUCGAAUCACAAUUCGUAGAGUCAUCCCACAACUUGAUGGAUAUCGUUGCGAAACGAUCAUUUAGCCCGGUCUUACCGUUUAAAUCCAUCUUCCGGAGAUCUUCCCUCUACAAACCAUGGAGAAAUGGGAUUGAUGUCCUUCAUGAAUAUAUAGAAAAAAUAAUUUCGGAACGAAGAGAGGAACACAAAACGAGGGGAUCUAACUUAGAAUACUUUAAAGGGAUGGAUUUCCUUGACACAGUAAUGUUAGCCAAAGACUCUGCAGGAGGACUAACGGAUGAAGAGAUCAGAGACGAGGCAAAUACCUUCUUGGUUGCCGGAAUUGAUACGACAUCUAGCGCACUCACUUGGUUGUUGUAUUUGUUGGCAACUCAUCCAGAAUACCAGACCAAGGUACAUGAAGAAGUUGAUGAACUCUUCAAAGAUCGUACAAAUCGAGAGAUAUCCAGUGAUGAUCUUCGCAAUACUCCAUAUCUGUUGAAAUGCAUCAAGGAAAGUCAGCGUAUUUACUCGACUGUAGCACCAGGCCGCCUCUUAACCGAGCCAUUGGUUGUCGAUAGGCUAACCAUCCCAGCAGGAACCGAGAUUACAAUCUACACGCACCAACUCCAUCACAAUCCUGAUGUAUGGGGAGAUGAUCACAUGGCUUUCAAACCAAGCCGCUUCGACCGAGAGAACGUCGAGAGUCGAGAUUCAUUCGCUUUCAUUCCUUUCUCCGCUGGAUCGCGUAACUGCAUCGGCCAACAUUUCGCGCUUCAGGAGAUGCAAAUAGCCGCGAUUCGAAUGUUCGACAAGUUCAGAUUUACAUUGCUCCAAGAUUCCAUUCCAGUCUUCAGAUUAGUUAGCGCACCACAGGAUGAAAUAUUACUUGGCAUUCAUCCAAGGAAUGAAGAGUAAUAUUCUAAAAGUCAAUUUAAUCGUACAAGUCUGCCCCCCGUGUAAUACUCUGUGUUCAAGGAACUCUUGGACUUGUUGGAUAUGCUAUAUUAAGGGUGGUGCCAAGGUAUUCAUUAGGGGCAGGACGACCUAAGGUUUACGUCAAUGUUUUUUCAAUUGACUUGCUGGAAUAUUCAAAUUCAAAUUCAUUUAUUUCACAUCUCUAAAAACAUACAAGUUACAGUACAUCGAAAUUUAAUCAAAUUGAUAAAAAUGACUCCAUAGUAAUGGAGUAAAUAUGAAUAUUGUAAAAUUAUGGCAAAAAUAAGAAAAUACAUAAAGUAAUGAAUGGGAUGUGAGGGAGUAGCACAGGGGCGGAGGGAGCGAAGUUGAAAGGGGGCACAGAGAGAAAAAAGGGCAAUUUUUCUUUCGAAAAGGACACUAUUUUAAACAUGGCCGUAUGCAUAAAUUUUUCGCAUGGGGGGCAGCACGCGUGAACUUUUUGGUAGAAAACUCAAAGCGAGGGAGCGAAGCGACCGAGCUUAUCUUUGAUGCGCUUUUGCAUUUUUAAAAGUGAAAUUGAUGGAUUUUGUGCAUACUUUUAGUGAAUUUUGUGAAAAUCUGCAGUUAAAAAAAAAUCGGGAAGGGGGAGCAACUGCCCCCCCCCCCAUGCGUAUACUGCCAUGAUCUUAAAACAAAGAAAAAUAAGACUUAUCUUCCCAACUCACAUGACUCAUGAACUUAAGGCACAUAGGAUUAUUUUUCAUUAUAUGCACUUGCAGGAGGAACAGAACGGCGCUACAUAAAGAAACCGGGCGCUCAUCGGGCACGGAAAGAGUGGGUUUUCUGGACAACCUAUCUGAUAUGAAGAACGGGCACCUAUAAGAGAGCGAAGAUACGCUCGUUAACACAUAAAACAGGUCCUUCUCGGGUGAAAGGGGCACAGGAACGUUCGUGGGGGCACUUUCCUUAGGUAAAAGGGGGUACUGAUACGAGAAAGGGCACCUAUAAGAUAGCAAAGGGUACUUUCUAACGGCAUAAGACGGAUCCUUCUCAGAUGAAAGGGGCACAGGACAUGUUCGUGAGGGGAUUUUGGGGGUAAAAUUUGGCACUGAUACAAGGAAUGGCACUUGCUAACAGGUCCUUGUCAGGUGAAAAGGGCACAAAACACGUCCGUGAGAGGUCAUUUUUUUUUUUUGGGGGGGGGGGUUUGGAACUUAUACAAGAAAGGGCACUUGGUAACACCUAAAACGGGUCCUCUUCCGAUGAAAGGGGCACAGUACACGUUCGUGAGGGAGCAUUUUUCUUGCGUAAAAAGGGCACUUUUUCAGUACCGUGUGAAAGGGUGGUAUGAUAGGCAGAUUUCAAAGAUAUUAUGUAAGCAUGCCUUACAUAGCAGGAUGUAGAAAUUGUAGACCAGGUGAAUACCCGCACUUUCACACGUGUGAAAAGUCCGAUGACUCUGCAGACUGCAGUCAUCAUUACAAUGAUGAUUCAAGAUUCACGUGUGAAAAGGCCCUUGAAUAGCACGCCAAUAAACGCUCUAUGAAAGUAUUUGUUGCGUUUUUACUUUGAAUGCAUUAUCAAGUUGCUAUAUUAACAAUAGUUGGCCAACUGUGAAAAACCUCUCGCUAGUGGAUGCAUUGUUGUUUUUGUGUGGAUGUAAUGAAAAACAAAUUCAAAAGAAUAUAUGAAUAAUCAAGACAUCAAAUGUGGUGUUUAUCUCAUUAUAUUAAACCACCAUGCCACUUUUACCGCCCUUUUCACACGGUAAAGAAAUCGUAAUUUGAAUGAUUCCAGUGAAAAAUAAUGCUAGUGACGAAUAUUUAGCACGUGUGAAACCAAACUAGAAAAUUAUUAGAAUCACGAACGCUUAUCACAGUCACGAUUACAUUAGCAAUAAUUAUUGCAUUGAUGAUUCAAGAUUCACGUGUGAAAAGGCCCUUAGUAAGAAUUACCUUCUUCUAAUCAUGCGCAGAAUGGAACUCCGAACAGUACGUCAGUGUUCGUAUUUGAAAAUCGUCUAUUGCAUUCUCCGCUCUUUGGUACAUUGAUUAUUACUUGGAUGUGAUGAAAAUAAUUAUUUUUUUAGAAGAAAUAUAUGAACAUGAUAAAAUAAUCAUCAAAUCACGAAUGCGUAUUCAACAUUGUCACUUAUCACUUACUAAUAAGAAGUGAAAAGGGAUCCACAAUAACCAGUCAACCCAUUUCCUAAAUCAUUUUGUUUGCACUUGUAUAAGUCAAAUCAAAAUAUGAAGUAAAAACAGUCAUUUUAGUUUAAAAAUAUGAUUAAUAUGAUUUGCAUUAUAUUUCUAGUUUUACAAAAUUUCGUCUGAUUUAUAAUGUUUACCUAAGUCUUAGUUUGCUUUGUUAUUUUGUAUGCCAUCUGUCGAACCAAACAUAUGUCCCUACUCAAUUUCUGGUUCAUACCCCUUACAUUACGGGUCUUCGACUU